Prosopis cineraria is the source of this 1305-nucleotide messenger RNA. RefSeq names its product syntaxin-31. Gene Ontology annotation, biological process: endoplasmic reticulum to Golgi vesicle-mediated transport; vesicle fusion; intracellular protein transport. Gene Ontology annotation, molecular function: SNARE binding; SNAP receptor activity. The record is from RefSeq and is a predicted model, not a curated record. Bases 46 to 1065 code for a protein of 339 amino acids. The transcript has 6 exons. Lineage: Eukaryota; Viridiplantae; Streptophyta; Magnoliopsida; Fabales; Fabaceae. Gene Ontology annotation, cellular component: Golgi membrane; SNARE complex; endomembrane system.
UGGUUGGCUCACCUGCUUCUCGGAGGCAUUGCACGCACUUCUCCAAUGGCCUCUGGCUGCCGAGAUCGCACGUUGGAGUUCCGAUCUCUCUCUCAAACUCUGAAGAAGAUCGAGAGACUCUCAUCACCUGAUCAAGCUGAAGAUGUUCCUUCUACAUCGAAACAAUACACUCCUGUGUCCUAUUCUAGAUCUGAAUUCAACAGGAAGGCCUCUCGAAUUGGGUUGGGUAUUCAUGAAGCCUCCCAGAAGAUUUCGAGGCUUGCUCAAUUGGCAAAGAAGUCAUCGAUGUUUAAUGAUCCCACUGUGGAAAUACAAGAAUUGACGGCCUUGAUUAAGAAUGACAUCACGGCAUUGAAUUCAGCUCUUUCAGAUUUACAAACUAUUCAAAACAUGGAAAUAGCUGAUGGAAAUUAUUCGGAGGAUAGAAUUGUUCAUUCAACAGCUGUCUGUGAUGACUUAAAGGGCAAACUUAUGGGGGCAACUAAGCAGCUUCACGAUGUGUUAACUAGCAGGACAGAGAAUAUCAAGGCUCAUGAGAAUAGGAAGCAAAUAUUUUCCAAGAAAGCGUCUAGAGGCAAUCCUUUCCAGCAUCGAUCAGAGCCAGUGACUGAGCCACCCCCUUGGUCAAAUUCAUUAAAUGCAUCUGAAAGUUCGCAGCAAAUAUCAGCAUCCCUUUCAAAUGAAAUCACACCGAGCAAUCAAUUAAGACGGAGGCUAGCUGCUGACAACGCUCCAUCCCAGCAAAUGGAAAUGUCUAUGAUGCAGCAAGUGGUCCCAAGACAAGAAAGUUAUAGUCAGAGUCGUGCAACUGCUCUGCACAGUGUGGAAUCUACCAUCACAGAACUGAGUGGGAUUUUCACUCAUUUGGCCACAAUGGUUGCUCAUCAAGGGGAACUAGCUAUCAGGAUUGAUGACAACAUGGAUGAGUCAUUGGCAAAUGUUGAAGGAGCUCACAGUUCUUUAUUGAAGCAUCUCAGCCAAAUAUCAUCGAAUAGGUGGCUUCUGAUCAAGAUAUUUGCCGUUCUGAUACUAUUUCUGCUGAUCUUCAUAUUCUUCGUGGCCUGAAUUAACUCACGCUUGCCCAAUCACACAAGCAUGUUGGUGGCUCAUUUGGAUUUAUUUGUUUUCCUCCAUCCAUCGAGGCAAAAAUGUUAAGGCGUGUGCAUGCAACAGGUGUUCUUUAUUUUUUACAAGUCAACAGACAGGGCUUCACUGGUCUGUAAAGUUUUACAUUCUCAGAUUAUGUUGUUUGGCGUGAUGAUACAUAUGCCGAAACUCUCAGUCGAAUGCAUAUUAUGCAAGCUA